Molecule: messenger RNA, 6255 nt
Organism: Nannospalax galili (Upper Galilee mountains blind mole rat)
Lineage: Eukaryota; Metazoa; Chordata; Mammalia; Rodentia; Spalacidae
Gene: Exph5
Product: exophilin 5
Exons: 6
Coding region: 355-6099 (1914 amino acids)
Biological process (GO): positive regulation of protein secretion; multivesicular body sorting pathway; positive regulation of exocytosis
Cellular component (GO): endosome
Source: RefSeq, a predicted model, not a curated record
CUCUUCAUUCUAAUUGUGUCUCCUCCCUGAGCAUCAGCAGGCUGCCCUUCCAGCAGCACCCUCCCCUAUCCAUACAGUGUCAGCAGAAGUGCAGUUCCUUUUCAGUGAGUGGAAGAUCCCUCCAUUUCAGUGUGUCCUGUUCCCUAGCACAGGACACUAUGGAUAUUGCUUUGGAAGCUGGUCCCGAGUCACUGAGAAGAGAGGCAAGGUGGUCAUUCUACCACGUACUACCCAGCACCCACCAGCAAACUCCAAAAGACAAAGAGGGACAUCCGAUGGCUUCAAGGAGCAACUGGUGAAUGGUUUGAAGAAAUUCAAAGAAAGAAGUUUUGCAAUGAAACAGAUGUUAGCCAAAUGCUAAAACCACCACUUACCUCCCGGCUGAGGAAGGAGACGGCAAAAGGCGAUCCUAUGGAAUUACAAACACCAAGAUCUAAAAAUCUAACCAAUCCAAAACCAUCCGUUUCUUCUCGAAUGAGCUUUCGGUCAUCCUUGGCCUCGCUGUUCUCCUUCAGGAGAUAUGGGAAGGAGACAUCUACGCUUCAGUCACAGAGGCAAAAAGCAUGUGAUGGCCAUGGAGGACCUCCUGUGUCUAUGAAGGGACCAACUGCGGCAAAACCAUACGAUUCACCUGUGAGGAGUCAACUGGUUGCCAGUGUGUCUGUUCCCAAACCAGCCAUCAUGAGGGAGGAAAGUGGCAUGCCUCCCCCCUGGGAUGCGUCCAUGCUGGAGAAUGAGUUCUUCCAAGUCUUAGAUGACCUGGAUAGUAAGCUGGCUCAGGAGCAAUCUGCAAGCUCGGUGAAUCCCAGAAUGCCCUUCCACUACAGAUCAAGAACACAGCUCAACCGUUCUUACUCCAGCGAGAGCAGGCGUGGUAAUAUCACUCAAAGGCACAAAAACCACUGCAAUGAAACUUCCAUCUUGUCCAUCUAUGACAUCCUGAGACCAGGAACACCUAGAGAGGGUUUUAAAACCUUUUCUCCUAGGACAAAAACAAUUUAUGAUAUGUACAGGUCAAGGGAGCCCAGAGUUGUAAAAGAAGAUUUCAUACAAAAGAAUACAUUUGGCAGUGCUUCUCUGUGCAUUGACAGCCAGCAGAGAACAGCCUCACCAGCCGCGGGACGCUUCACCGUAAGGAGCUUACACUUUCCAGCCACUCAGAACAAGAGUAGUUUUACACCAGCAAGCCGCAAGCAAAGCCCAAAAAGAACUCCUUUGUCAUCCAUCAUAUGGAACAGAUCAGAUUAUUCUAGAGAAAGACAGAAGCAGGAAGAAUUCCUGGGGGCGCCAUCACCAAUGGACAUUGACCCUGCUGACCAGUACAUGUAUUCUCAGUGUUUUCAGGAGAGGAAAUACAAAUUGUACCAUUCACAGAAUGCUUACCAAGGCACACGUUUAAACAUCCCCAUGGAUAAUGCAAUGAGUUGUGACACACUGGAGAACUCCGAGAAUAUGCCGUUCUACCAUCAGGACAACCCAUUUGCAAGCUCUUUCUUCAACAAUCCCUUUAGACGAAACAGGGAGCAGAGAUUUGGACACAGUUCUUUUUGGCAUCAACAAGAAGAAUGUUCUUGGUCUGACUUUCCUCAGAGUAGGAAACCAUUCACUUCUUCUGACAGAGACUUUGGCAUGAUUUCCAUUGAAGCAAACAGUGAAGCAUCUGUUCAAGGCCCUGGUGUCCCUUCUCAAUACUGGGGGCCAUUUUCUCCUUGUUACGGAACAAAUGUUUUCAGAGGCCAAGGAGAUCCACAUCACUGGUGGUCUGAUUUUCAGACAUCCCCACCGGAGAGAAUGGAUAUGUCCCAUGUUAAUGAGAACCAAUCUCCACCCCAUUUUGGCACACCAGAUGUUUUUCCCAUGACGGCUCCAAGCUGCCACAGCCACUCUGCUGGGCUGGAAUCUCCGCAGGGCCGCUCUCCUGUAGAAGUAGCCAUGAACGAGGGGCCUCACUUGUUUGCCAAUGCUCAGCCUCUACUAUCCUCAUUCAGAGCUUCCUUCCCUCAGAUUCCUGAUGACAGAGGAAAUUCUCAGGGUCUCAACUUCCAGAAUGCCACAGUUUCUUUGCAGGAAACUUUUCCUAAUAAGCCAGACUCUCUUCCAGUAAGAAGCUGUACAGAAGUUACUACGGUCAAUAACAGUUCAACUGAAUCUCUGUCUCAUACUGAAGCUCAACUCAACUUCCAAGUCACAGAAAUGAAUAAUGAGAAAGACAUGAGUGACUUUAUUUCAGAAGACAAACAACUCAACAAGAUGGACCAGAAAAACAAGACAGGCGGAAUACCCCAACCUGUUUUUCAGACAGAGAUCUCUAACUCUUUACCUAAAUUUCAAAAUCCCCAUUCCCAGAACACAGCACAAAAUGACAGAUCUGGUUUUAAUGCACCUGUCACAGUAAGUUCUAAAAGGUCACCCAGAGUCUUUUCCAGAAAAGACACCUCCCAAAUUUAUAUAACACAAAGGGAUAAAACCAGUGAACUAAACAAAGGACAGUGUUUUCCUGGGAACAGGAAACUUGACUCAGAAACUUCUCUGCCUUUCCUUCAGGAAAGCAGAACACUGACAUCUUUUCCCAGCCCAAAUCAAGCUUGUUACCAGGAAUCAACAGUACAUAAUGAAGACCGCUUGAACAUUAUUAAAAAUAAGCACUGGUGCUCUGAACCUACUAAUCAAGGAACACAGUCCCCUCAGAGAGAAGAGUGUCCAGCCACCAAGUCUACCAACUGCAGCAGGCUGGGUACUGGGGACAGGAUCUCACAGGAGUCUUUAGGUCUGUCAUCAGAUGUACCCCACAGCUCUUCAUCAUCAAAUAGUUCUUUCCUUGAUGCUCUUCUGGUUCUUUCUACUACAGCAUUCCCCAGAAGCCCUUCAGACAAAGAGCUAUCUCUAAAACAAAGAGAAGAAAAAGACAAUGCCAACGAAAACCAAAAUAAUCAUUUUUCUGUAAACUCCUCAGAAAACCAAGAGAGCAAAGACAGUUCUGUACCUCCAGGUGAAGUGGCUGAUGGUGCCCAGUGCCAUCCAUACUCUCCUUUCAGAAGUGGAAGGGGGACAGGAAGAGUGAGACGCCACGUAUCCUGUAUUGAAAAGUUAAGCAAGAUGGAGAACAGGUUAGCACCCACAAAUGAAGGCAGUAGCUCCACUGAGGACCAGAGCAGCUCCAGAGCUUCUGAAUGCGGCUCAGUCUAUUGCACCCUGCCAAGAAAAUCAGCCAGUUUUCUCACAUCUAACAAACAGUCAGAAAGUAAGAUAACAGCUGCUCCAAUUAGGAACGGGCCACUUCCAUUCCAAGCACAAAGUAAAGUGGACGCUCCAAUCCACAAGUGCACAUCUAACAAACCAAGCCCCAGUUCUCCUCAGUCAGUGAGUGAGUGUUCCCAAAUUGCUUCAGAUUUGGUCCUGGGACAACCUGAGGCCACCAAGAAGAUGACAAGUGUGAAAGCCAUUAGAUCUGCUUCUGUUAGGAAGGGACCACUCCCAUUUCUCAUCAAAAGGGCGAUGUCAUGUCCUUCAGGGGAGCCAUAUAUCUCCUCUGAAAGAGAUGAAAGAGAAAAGUCAUCGGCUCUAGACACAGAUGCUUCUGCUGUAAUGCCCAAGUCUUGGGAGAAAAUCUUUAACCCUGUAAAAAGUGACUCAUCACUUACAGAGUUCACUUUAGCCAAAAGACGUCAUCAAAAGGAAUUUUCCCAAGAAUGUAUCAGAAAGGAUGCUGAGACCACGGCCCCCAGCAUAAGCUCCUUUACCCCUUUAAAGGAAGACCCUGUACCUUUUUGUGCAGACGUGUCAGGAAAAGAAACUAAGAAAGCAUUACAUAAACUUAAGACUACUAGUAUGUUCUCUGUUUCUGGUGAUGAAGAGAAUAUAAAAUGUCUUGAGGUGGUUUCGAUAUAUUAUACUCUACCAAGGAAACCCAGCAAAAAAUUCUGUAGCCUCCUUCAGCAGUUCUCACAAGACACAGAUUCACUUAGAAAACCUUUUGGAGUAGAGAUGGAAACAUGUCUUAAUGCUUUAGAGAGAGAUGAACUAUAUUGUCCAGCACAAGAGCAGUCAACAAUACCUUCACCUGGAGAUCUAAAGACGCAGGUUGACUCUGCUCCAGACUGUCUUUCUCACACCACUGAGAACGUGACUGUCUCCCAAUUACCAAGUAGUGGGCCCUCCAAAUCCACAUUAGAGGAAAUGGCUUCUGUGGGGCCAGACGCUUCUCUUCGUAAAGGCAAACCUAAAACCAGGGAGAUUGUCCCUGAUAACUUAGCUAAAACACCUCUAGGUGAUUCACAGAUCAGGAAAAAGAGCGGGGGGGAAUUGUCAAGUCCAUCUUUACAGACUUCCUUAAUGCUUCAGGAAAAAUGUGUUAGAAAAGAAAAACCUAGAAACAGUCUACGGUCUGCUAACAGAGUAAGCAGUGCUUCCUCUGGCCUUCCAGCCCACUCAGAAAGUAAUGUUGAAAAGUGCCAAACCAAAACAAAUUGUGAGGCAUGUGCAAGUGGUGCAUCAACAGCAAGGGGAAAGUGUCCUUGGAGAGAUCACACAGCUGUCGUGGUAGAUGAUAGCUCCAGUGGGUCACAGCCUAGGGAAGCCAAUGGAGCAACAGGAUCAAACUGCCAAAACCUGACUGAGAAAAUGCUUUCUGACUCAGAAAGUGAAGCCUCUGCUCUAACCCCAGUUUUGCAUAAGCUGCAGCUUGCUGAGGAGGCUGGGUUAGGUGAAGCAGAUCUGCCGAAUUUGCCCUCUGAACCUAGAGAAUUACUUCAAAGAAGUCAGGAGAUAAAUACAACAGAGAUUAGGAAAGUAGAAAAUGAAACACAGAAGUUGAUAUGGGAUCAAACUUUGGUACUUGAUGGAAAUAAUAAAAAUAAAACCGACUUGGAUGACUUAGAAAAAAGAGAAGACAGAUACUCCAUUCAUCACAGGGUAGCAGCCAUGUCUAAAGCAAACAGAAAAUUCCCAGCUAAGGAUUUAAGCCCCAGAAGACACGUGGCUACUAUCUUCCCCCAAAGUGAAAGCAAACGUGGCUUUGGACGUUUAUCUGUUUGCAGACUGGAGUGCAACCCACUGUCCCCUGAGCUUAUUCCAAAAUCCACAGGAUCCACAGAUGAAAGCAGCCUGGUUAGUCAUAGAAUGAGUGUGGACAAAUCCAAGAAGCUUCUCCAGGUUUCUGCAAUACCCAGCAGAGAACCUUCUGGUCACCCCUGCCAUCAGGAGGCUGAUAACUUUUCACAGCUACAUCAGGAUGAAUUUCACAGUGUCUCAGAAUCACCACCGGAAAAUGAGGACUAUAAAAAUAGAACAGUAGCUCAAAUCUCAGAAGCAGAGUCAGGAACCCCAGCCCAGCUCACUCUCAGCACCCCCAGGGAACAAAGCUCUGACCGUCAAUGGAGGCUGAGCCCUCCUUUGUCCCAAGAGCCUGCACAGAACUCUACAACAAACCUCUCACUGACCCAUCAGCAGCUACAACAUAGGAGUGUGUCAUCUCCAGAAUGGGAACACGAGCCACACCUCUAUCGUUCAAAGAGUUUAAAAAACAUCAAUGUGCAUGGUGACUUGCCACGAACAAAUCAUCCUUCCAAAGUCAGGGGGCGCCAUUUUUCUGAAAGCACCUCUCUUGACAAUGCCCUGAGUCAGCUGUCCCUUGGGGAUGACUUCCCUGACAACAGUGGGUACAGUCGAAGAUUCAAAUCAUUUUCCGAGCUUCCUUCCUCUGAUGAAAGCGAAAGUUGGACUUUGCCUAGCAAUAGGACAAGAACAGGUCCCAAGUCCACAUCCUCUAUAUCCAGGCCUAUUGACUACGGGAUUUUUGGGAAGGAGCAACAGUUGGCUUUCUUAGAAAAUGUAAAGAGGUCACUCACUCAAGGAAGAUUGUGGAAGCCAAGUUUUCUCAAGAACCCUGGCUUCCUCAAAGAUAAUGUGCUGAACUCCUCCAACCCCUCACAGUCAGAGUUGUUCAAUUCUCCUAGCUGUCAGGUGCCAGAAAGUAGCCCAUUUCCGAGUGAACCACUUAAUAUCUAUGAGGAGGACCUCGUGGAGUCAGACUGGGACACAGACACAACCACGGACGAUGAAUACUACCUGGAUGAAAAUGAUAAAGAGUCUGAACUGUGAGGCUUUUGCAAAAAAAACGCAGAAUAUAAUACAUUGCACUUUUGCAUUUUGCUUUUUACCAAAAGCUUCUAAAUUCAUAGACAGAUAUAAAAGAUCUGGUUUGGGCAGUGUCUGCAUCAAAACAGCACAGUCAUGUCUUUUCCAUAUGUUAUAUGU